This is a messenger RNA of Scatophagus argus, 3495 nucleotides long. RefSeq lists its product as uncharacterized. The transcript has 2 exons. Lineage: Eukaryota; Metazoa; Chordata; Actinopteri; Scatophagidae. Bases 324 to 1910 code for a protein of 528 amino acids. Gene Ontology annotation, biological process: regulation of immune system process; regulation of cytokine production; negative regulation of transcription by RNA polymerase II. The record is from RefSeq and is a predicted model, not a curated record.
GGAAGUGAUGCAAACAGCUCAGCCAAGUAACGCUACAUUAACCCCGAAAAAACAAACUUAGGUUCCACUUUUGCAGCCAUGCCAGUGUGGUUUUUGUUGGCGAAACGAUAUGUUAAAGGGACACACCUUCUGAAUUUAACCUGUUUGCAACAUACCCGUUGCAACGUGUUACUCUGAGUCAAGGUCAGUUUUUUUUUGAAAGGGAAGUGUGCAUUUGUAACAUGUUAGUGCAGCUAGCAGCGUACUAGCGCUUAGCAUUAGCAAACACGAAGCUAUACUGUGGACGCGCACUAAGCUGAAGCAGGAGAAGCUUGUGAAAGAGGAUGGAUAGUGUCAGUUGGAGCGCCACAAGGGCCCAAGAGUCAUUCAGUCGUUCUGUGAAAUCAGCAGACACUCUGUCCAAACUUGCCAGCUUCAUUGCACGGGCUGAAACAAAACAAAGCACACGAAACCAGCGGCAGCAACCAUCCCACCUGCCCACAUAUGUUUGUCAGGAAUGUGGUAAGGGCUUCCCUUAUGCAACAGAUCUGUUGCACCACCAGGAAUUAAAACACACUUUACCCAAGCCUCACCGGUGCCCCUUUUGUGGGCAGGAGUUCUCUCUGAGGUCAUCCUUACAUUUACACAAGUGUGAACAUGAGUCCUCACUUUGUGAACUUUGUCAUGGGGAGUCACGGCUUGGUUCUCCAUGUCCUGCAUGUACAGUUCAUACCUCCGAUCCGGACAGACCGCAGGACAAGUCGCCUCAUCGCCAGCCUCACCUCCUGGACAGCAGCCCUUAUGCAUGUGCGCCAUGUGGAAGAGGUUUCAGCCAGAAGCAAGCUCUGCUACACCAUCAGCAGGCAGGCUGUAGUGAACCACCAUCUCCAUCGUAUAUAGUUGAUACCAGUAGCCUUCCAGAUGAUUCUCCACCAGUUUCUGAGGGAGACUCGAUCCGCUCUGAUUCUUCAGACGCCCCAGAAUCCAGCAGCAGAGCCAUCAGUAUGUGCCAGUUUUGUCCGAGAACCUUCCGCACAGAUGUUGGACUGCAACGUCACAAACAGAUCAACCAUGCAGAGGAGUUGCUAGUGGCUCUACAAGGACAAAAAGCCAAAGCGGAAGGUACUGGUGGAGAAGCACGAAAAGGGGAGAAUACCAAAGUGGAUGGAGAUCUUGUGAAAAGGCCAAAAUCCAGAAAGAAGCUUUUGAACUGUCGAUCUUGUGACAUGGUUUUCAGGAGCACCUCUAAGCUGUAUCUGCACAGAAAAGAGAAGCACAGCAGGGAGAAAAAUAUCAGGAGAGAACCAAGGCCUGUCAUGAGCAAACGCAGAGGAGGAGGCACAUAUCUGUGUCAGGUUUGUGGAAAAGUCUUCUUCCAUCAUUUGUCUCUUAGGGCACAUUAUAGGCAACACACAGCCUUAGGCUUCACCACAAUCAAAAAUAAAGGAUGUACCACCAAAGACUCCAAGUUACCAGAAGGUAGACCAAAUAAAGUAAAAACCAACAUAGCAGGUAACAAGACAAUUAAGGCUGGUCCAGGCAGGCCAAGAAAAGUGGCCAAACUAAAGAGCAACGUUACUGAUGAAGAGAGAUGCAGAAAAGUGCCUGAAAUGGAGGAGGAUGAAGAGAUUGAAAAAGAGUUCCCAUGCCCCUCCUGUGCAGAGGUUUUUUCUGAGCAGUCGCAGCUAAGGGAGCAUGUGGAGCUCCACCAGUCCUCCAUGAAGAGAGGACAGUGUAGUGUGUGCACAAACGAGAUGGACACCUGUAAAUGGCUGGGCUCCAAGAGACAGAGGCUGUACCACUGUGUGCCCUGCCAGCAGGGCUUCUCGGUGCUGGACUCUUUCCUAGAACAUUGUCAGGAGCACCUGCGAGUCAGGGUGGAGGAGGACAGCAUCACAGAGGGAUACACACAUCCGACCAGCAAAGCCUGAGAUUCCAUUUGAAUGUCUGUAGUGAUUGCCUUUUUGCCUUGAAGGAUCAGAAAUCGGAUAAAAAUGAAAUCUUUAUGAAACUCUUGCUGAUUAUCCAGUUAAUUGAUUCAGCAUUCAGAACAUCUUUUUACAUUUACUCUGUUGGUUGAUUGUUAGACAUACCCACAUUUAAAGGGUUAGAGAGAAUGAAUUGCUAAAGGACCAUACCAAGGUUUUUGCAUGUUUUUGGCUAAGUUCAGAGGUAUCCAACUGGUGCUCACAGGACAAGUUAGCCCACCUCAAGUUUCUAGCAAAACAAAAUAAAAAACAAUUUAAAACAAAUUAUAAUAAUGUUCAUGCAGUUUGAUUUUUUGUGAGGUAUAAUGUUAAUAUGUAUAUAUGGAUAAAUGCUUUUGUAGGAUUCCUAAAUAUGACUUUUCAUAAUCUGAGCACAGCAGGCAGAGUGAUACUUUACACAUGAAGUGUGUUAAGGGAACUUUGGGAUUCUUUGUACCAUUUUGCAUCCCAACAAUACAAUGGAUGAUUACUUUUGACCUGUGGCCCAACAUUAAGAUUCAGUUUUGUUUCUGCAGUGGAAAAUGUUUGGGCACCCCUGAUCUAGCCCUUAUACUAGGAAUUCAUAUUGCAUAUUUUACUGCCAAACAAGACAAGGAGGAAAUGUUUGUCAGUCAUUUCUAUCCCACGAGCACUUAUGUGCACCAAUAAGAACUCUUUUCAAAUUAACAAUUAUACAUUGAACAUAAAGACAACUUCAACAAAACAGAAGUCUGCUAGUUAAUCCCUGCACAGUCAUUGAAAACCUGUUGGAGUCUGACAAGAUGACUUGAAAACAUGCAAAAACACCAGUGUGCUUCUGUGAUAGUUUGGCAUUGUUGAUUUGCCAUGACUUUUCCCAAAAAAUCUGUAAGUUAACAUGAUCUCAUCCUAGCCAAAGCACUGCCAGAGAUGUCUUUUCUUUACCAGAGUUUAUUUUUACACCAGACAUCUGGAGUGCUUCGACCAGCCAAGGUCAGAUAUGUCUUCUGCUGUAUUUUUGUUAUUUUUCUUACAGUUUUUGCAAUAAUUCUGGUAUUAAUCGUAUUGGACCUGAGCAUGUGCAUUGAAUGUGUAGCACUGCUGAGAGCACGUGAUGGAAAUUUAGCCGUUUGAUGAAAACAUCAACGUAUUUCAAGUACUGACCUAUGAACACAUUCAUGUGCUAUCUCAAGGUUCCAACAUGUGGUAGUUGUUAAUACCAUAAUGUAUUAAAGGAACAAACUUUUAAUUGCUGUCAUGGAUACUUCUACCCAGUACAAUGCCUUUCAGUAUGGCCUGUCUUUUUAGCUGGCGUGUUCUCGGGUGACAUUACCUAGCUAUGCAAAGAGACUGGCGGCAGCCCUACAGUAUGUCUGUGACGCUUGAUAACUGUGCGAUGGUGAGUGAACUAGGAUCAUCAUGAGGUUUUUUUUUUUCCCUAAAGAAGUUUCAACUACUGUGAAAAUGUAGAAAAUUAUUUAAUAGGGUCUGAAGCCUCUACUUUUCCAGGUUUUUUGUAAAUUAGUUUAAGGCUCUUUAUAGAUAACAUAAUUAAAACAUAAAAAUUCUC